Messenger RNA from Rodentolepis nana, 2544 nucleotides. Lineage: Eukaryota; Metazoa; Platyhelminthes; Cestoda; Cyclophyllidea; Hymenolepididae. The record is from the annotation of a GenBank genome assembly.
AUGAAUUCAAAGCCACUUUCCAUUCGUGGAACAAAGUGUCAUAUUUCGGAAGCAUUAGCAGAUGAAGUUAGUGACAACAAUAGUAGCGUUUUCGUUGCGUCCCCACCAACGAAUCCCGAUCAUUUGUCACCGCCUCCACGUCUACGAACAAAGAUUCCUAAUGGAAUUACUUCCGAGAGAAACUCAGUUAGUAAUGGCAGUUCUUUCAAUCAAAGAUCAACUUUCAAAGGAAAUUCAAUUGGAAGACAUCGUUUGAGCCAAGUAUUUGCACGUUCCACACCCGACAUCAAUAUGGAAGUUCGUCAAACUAAUCCAAAGAACAGAAGGCCUAAGUGGAGACGGGAGAGAUCAGUUGACCAUUUAGGUCCUGAUAUGGUGCAAUUAGAAAAACUACAGAAUCGGCUACGUUGUUUUGAGAAUGGAAAGCUUCCGAAAAUCCCACCCGAACUGUACGACUACUUUCCACAAAAUCUUCCUCCCCAUGAUUUCACUGCAAUCGAAAAUAUGUGGAAUAAAUUAACUUCAAAUGGUACUCAGGAAAGUGAUUGUGGGUCGAAAGGCCAAUAUAAAAAUAAUAAGGAUCAGCAACUCUCAGCCAUUUUGGAACUUCUCCACACAGAAGCCUGUUACAUCAAAACCCUUGAAAUGAUAAUCAAUGUGCACAUUGCAGUCUACUUGGAUCUGACAAAAUCCACCGUCUCAAAUUCAGUGUAUAAUCAUCCCUACAGUGGUGGUUCCCUUAGCCGUUUGGGAGAUCCAAUAUUUCCAACCGAAUUAGCAUCUUCUGGCAGCUUUACGAGUAGUGUUUCCAGCGGUACAAACUCAUCCACCCUUGGUGGUAUGUUUCGACGUAUGCGAGGCCGCGGAAAUCAUGACUACACCACUCCAACCCUUCCUCAAGCCUCCUCAUCCUCUUCCCUCAAUAACCUCUCCGUUUUAACCCUCUCCGAACAUCCUAGUUUUUCUGCCCCUCCUGUUGAAAAUGUCUUUGGAAAUAUUGGCUCUAUCUACCGAGCCAACCACACCUUUUGGAGUGACUGUUUUAAACCCGGAAUCAUCAAUAACGAGAGUCUGGAUGCCAAACUCUGCAUUGAAAGCAUGCACAAAGCAUUUUCACAGUUCAAGAUUUAUUUCGAACCGUAUGCCCACUUUUUGGAGGCCUACAAUACACUUGUAUCCAAUAUCAGACACUUGGAUGAAAACAACAAAUUCUUCUCUUUGUAUCACGAGUGGACGAAAACAAAAAAUACCUUGAACUCACGGGAAAGUCUCAGUGGGUUAUUAGCACAACCGUUCCAAAGGCUGACAAGAUAUGGAAUUCUAAUCAAGAGAAUUAGGGAGUCAACAACAGAUGAACACGAAAUCGCUGCCUUGACCGAAAUGAUUGAUGCUGUAGAUGAUUUUGUCAAGGAAGUCGAUAUAAACCAACCGGAACAAGAAGCAAGGGCAAAAUUGAACGACUUUAUUCUGAGAAUUCACAAAUACACCUUUGCUGAUACUGUUCGAUCCGAUUUAGAUGUGGAAGUACCAGUUUUGUCCACGGAUAUUGGUAACAUUCUCCGUCAACCAAUGAAAAUUAACGGGCGAACACACACACGCAAACCAAUUGCUGAAGUACAGGCCAAGGUCAAGUAUAUAGGAGGAAAAGUAUCCGAUGCUCUUUGCGUCCUUCUCUCAGACAUGCUUCUCAUUUGCAAGCAGUCUAUUACAAAAAGACAUCUAAGUGUCUACCGCCCACCCAUCUUUCUUACUCAUUUGACAAUCCAAAAAAAGAAGGACAGUCCGGACUGUUAUGUCGCCCUUAUAAGAAAUGAUUACGGUCUUUUGGUAGAUUGUUAUGUUUUCUCAAGUGAGGAAAAGGACUUAGAGGAAUGGGUUUCUAAAGUUCUAAGACAGAAGGCCGAUUUGCUAUCUGCUCCACGACCAAUCUCAGUUGGUCGGGAUUCCGUUAGUGGUCCUUCAUACCUACAUUCCACAGUAACUAGUGUCCCAGAUGGAUCUUCACGUCAUGCGGAAAAUACAAUCCGGUCGGUCUUCAAUGACAAUCAUCUAGGUACUUUCAAUGGCCAUUAUGAGAGUCGAAGAAAUAGUGAAGUUGGUAAUCCGCGAUAUCAUCACACCCCAACUGACGUGAGUUCAACAGUUAUCGGCCGUCCACAACAACUUCUAGAUGGUCCUAUUAGACUAAUUCCAGUUCGAGCUCGUCGUAAAUCGAUCCUCACUCCUAAUCGUGACAAUGGCGAUGCUAUUUCUCCCUGUACUGAAAAUGUCUCAGUCGACAAGACAAGGAGUGAAGCCUGUCUGAAGUCACUGGUUAGUAAAAGCAUUAGUAGUGCAUCAGAUUCUUCAAAUACCUCAAAUUCAACGGCAUCAUCAAUAAAUACAACAUCUGGUGAUUCUUUAGGAUGUUGGGCUUCUGAAGCUCCUGGCUCAAUGAGUGGAAUUUCUCCAAAGAUUACCCGUCAUUCCUUAGGACGAGUACCCUUUCGGAAUACUGAGUUACUUAAAACUGAUGCCGGGGUAGCUAAGAGACAGACGAGUUAA